GGACUGCAACUGCAUCCAGCCUAGUUCAUUUCAGUCAUCCGCUCGGUGCGCGCACAGGACGAGGGGAGCAAUUCCAGCGCUGCGUAUUUGUUAAAGCCCUCUCUGCCGCUUCUCCCCUUUCCACAACAAAAAAAAAGCAUCCAAAAACGUAUAUAAUGGUAAAGUUCAUGCGGCAGCACAGCGAGCUGAAACCCGAAGAGGUCCUGUCGGAGUCUGACGCGUUCAUGGACCAGCAGGAUUUCGCAGAGAUGCCCGACUAUUCUUUCAGCGAGGUUUUAUACUCCAACUGUUCCGCAAUGGACCAGAUCGGCACUUUCAUGAAGAACGUGCAAGUUCUGCUCGAUGCAGCCGAUUAUAUUGAAAAUGUUGAGAAGAACAAUGGAAAAUGUGAACACGGUUAUGCUUCAACAUACCCUGCAUCGCAGUUUGCACAUCAACAAAAACAGCGUAAAUUCAAGAACAGGAAGUUGGAUAACAUUCACAAUAGGUCAGCACACAAUGAACUGGAAAAGAACAGACCCCAUGGUGACUCAGGAACAGGAUAUCCAGCUGACCUCAGCAACUUCAAAAUGUGCAGAUGGGAUUUAGAUGCAGAACAUUUCACACCAGAAAACCAGUGGCGAGCACACCUCCGCUUGUGUUUGGAGAGGUUGAAGUCACUCAUCCCUCUGGGACCAGACUGCAGUCGGCACACAACACUGGGACUGCUCAACAAGGCCCAAGCACACAUCAAGAAACUUGAAGAGACUGACCGUAGAAGUCAGCACCAACUGGAGACACUGGAGAGGGAACAGAGGCACCUGCAGAGACAACUUGCUCUGCUGCAGACUCAUGGGGAGCGGGAGAGGGUUCGCACCGACAGCCUGGGCUCCCGCAUGGACUCUGAUCGCUCCGAGUCGGACAGAGAAGAUAUAGAAGUUGAUGUGGAAAGCACCGAGUUCUCCCAUGGAGAAAUGGACAGCAUUAGCACCAGUGGUGCAAGCGACCUGGAUGACCACAGCAGCCUGCAGAGCUCAGCCAGCGAUGAAGGCUACUCCACAUGUAGUCUAAAGCUGGCCUUCUCUGCUUAAAGCACCAGCUGAUUACCCCCCUACUCCAAUCUCUGGCGGCUUUCACUUUCAAAGUUCCAGCGUAAAGCCCCUCCCCAAAUUUCAGUCAGCUCUUUUGGACACAUGGAAACCUUCCCCCAAGAAGCCGCCUUAAGAUCAGUCUGAAAGUCCAACUAGUGUCCCCUCCUAAAGCCGACAGGCUUUACUACAUUUCCCAUGACCACCGUAAAAUCUAUGGCAAUACUCAAGAUUCCUAUUUUUAAAAGUUAACCCAAUCACCAAAAAA
Molecule: messenger RNA, 1335 nt
Organism: Oryzias latipes (Japanese medaka)
Lineage: Eukaryota; Metazoa; Chordata; Actinopteri; Beloniformes; Adrianichthyidae
Product: max-interacting protein 1
Biological process (GO): regulation of transcription by RNA polymerase II
Molecular function (GO): protein dimerization activity; RNA polymerase II cis-regulatory region sequence-specific DNA binding; DNA-binding transcription factor activity, RNA polymerase II-specific
Source: RefSeq, a predicted model, not a curated record